Molecule: messenger RNA, 843 nt
Organism: Maudiozyma barnettii
Lineage: Eukaryota; Fungi; Ascomycota; Saccharomycetes; Saccharomycetales; Saccharomycetaceae
Gene: REX2
Product: Rex2p
Exons: 1
Coding region: 1-843 (280 amino acids)
Cellular component (GO): mitochondrion
Molecular function (GO): 3'-5'-RNA exonuclease activity; nucleic acid binding
Source: RefSeq, a predicted model, not a curated record
AUGUUUAGAAACAUCAUCUCAUUAGUACAACAAAAAAUCGUUAGAAAUGGUCCAUCUACUCAAGUGAGACAUCUAGCGGAACAAACUACCAAAAAAUUGGUUAAAGGAACUAUCUUAAGGGACUCUAAAGGUAGAAUCUCCAAACCGAUUGUUUGGAUUGAUUGUGAGAUGACCGGUUUAGAUCAUAAAAAUGAUCAUAUUAUUGAAAUAUGUUGUGUCAUUACAGAUGGUAAUUUGAAUAUUGUCGAUAAAGAAAAUAACAAUUGUUAUGAAAGUGUUAUUCAUUGCGAUAAAUCUAUUAUGGACAAGAUGGAUGAAUGGUGUGUUGAACAUCACGGUUCUAGUGGAUUAACUGAAAAAGUCCUAAAGAGUACUAAGACUAAAGAACAAGUUGAAGAAGAAUUAUUAAAAUAUAUUAAGAAAUAUAUCCCAGAUGGAAACGUAGGGAUUUUGGCAGGUAAUUCAAUUCAUAUGGAUAGACUUUUCAUGUUGAAAGAAUUCCCAAAGGUCAUCAAUCAUUUAUUCUAUAGAUUAAUUGACGUUAGUACUAUAAUGGAGGUCGGUAGAAGAUUCAACCCAGAUAUCGUCUAUGUUUUCCCAAAGAAAGAAACUGCACAUACAGCAAAGAAGGAUAUAUUAGAGAGUAUUGCUCAAUUAGAAUGGUACAAUGAGCAUUACUUGAAGUCUCCAGAAGAGACAAAAGAAUUUGUUGAUAUGAGAAAAGCAGAGAUAAAGGAACAAGAAAAUCAAGAUAUUUUUAAUGCCAUUGAAAAGAAACGUCCUAUUGAGGAAUCUGAUAAAGAAUCUGACCCAAAAAAGAGAAAAAUAGAUCCUGAAAAUUAA